AUGUCAGUACCUGCUUUCGAAUACCAAGUACGAACCAUCUCUCUUGAUGACACUCAAGCACCAACACAUUCAGCACGAGGGAGUGGGGUUUCAGUUGUAGUGCGCAGUUACAAAAGGCCAGCCCUGGGUUGGAGUACCACAGAAGAUAUCAUCAACUUUACCCUAGGCAAUGCUAAGAAGAACAGUCUGUUGCAAAAGGAACCUACAAGUCAAAAGGGCACAGAGAAGCAAAGAAAUGCGACAGAAGAUAUCAUCGACCUUACCCUAGGCAAUACUAAGAAGAAUGAUCUGUUGCAAAAGGAACCUACAAGUCAAAAGGGCACAGAGAAGCAAAGAAAUACUCAGAUCCUAUCAAUGUUCAUCAAAGCCAACUCGGAAAUUGAUAUCCGGACCUUGACCUUGGUAGUUGGAUUUCGGGAGUUGGGAGUCGGUAAUGGAGAUCUGGAACUCAGAAUUCAAUAUUCAGAACACGAACAUCGGUACUCAAUGCUCAGACCUCGGCACUCGUUAUUUGGAGCUCGCUAA
Messenger RNA from Suillus bovinus, 525 nucleotides. RefSeq lists its product as uncharacterized. NCBI's taxonomy places the organism in Eukaryota, Fungi, Basidiomycota, Agaricomycetes, Boletales, Suillaceae. The transcript is spliced from 4 exons. The record is from RefSeq and is a predicted model, not a curated record. Bases 1 to 525 code for a protein of 174 amino acids.